Acanthoscelides obtectus is the source of this 15999-nucleotide messenger RNA. NCBI's taxonomy places the organism in Eukaryota, Metazoa, Arthropoda, Insecta, Coleoptera, Chrysomelidae. The record is from the annotation of a GenBank genome assembly.
AUAUGGCUCCCCAACAAUUAUUUAUUUGCAAGUAGAAUGGAAAAAUGAUGAGAUAAUAGAGAUAUUUACAAAAAAAUGUCUUAUAUGGAAGCCUCGUUGAGGCCCCAGCCUCGUUUAGACAUCAAGUGGCUGAAGACAAAUCUAGAAACCCUCUUCCAUAACCAAGACACAUUGAUCAACACUUGGAACAACCUUAUCACAGAUGGUGAAUUGACUGGAUAUUUCUCUGUGGGUCUUUUGAAUAGUGCUGGAGUUACAGCAAAACAAGGAGAGUUUGGAAAAUAUUAUUGUGGACAAAGGGUAUUGACAUGUACUUGUUGUGAUGGGAUUUGUGGUCCUCACAGUGGCUGUAAUUGCCAACCAUGUCAGAAACUAGAUGCAGAAGAACCCACACAAAAUGCACCUAAAGAGUCAGUACCUAGUAUGGAUGCCUUAUUAGAGAAGUGGGCAUGGGAACCACAACCAAAUUCAGAGCAACUAUCCCAAGGCAUCUUCAGUCUAAAUCAUGAAGUGAAACAGCUUUGUUGUGAGGCAGCAAAUUCAACAUUGUCAUUAACCCGUUUACAUUACCGUUUGACAAUUUUGAAGCGUUAUUUCAUUGCACUAAAUAGAAUACCGUCUACAAUACACUAUGAACAUAGUUUGGGGUCUAAGAACACUGCUGUGGAAGGAAAGGCACUGGUAAAACCACAGACAAUGAAUCAACCCCUUGAUCCCACUGCUGGUCUAGCGAGGGUUGGUUCAAGAGCAGCUCUCAAUUUUUCUUUUGCAUUUUUGCGACGUGCUUGGAGAAUGGGCGAAGACGUUGACUUAUGCAACGAGUUGCUAAACGAAUCUUUGGAUGCGAUGCGAAUGUUACCACCAGCCACACUUUUCGAAAAAAAUGACGUCUCACCCGUGUGGCUUGAAGUUGUUGAGAGAUCCUCAAAAUUCUUGAGACAGGUUGUUAAUGGUGAUGUGACAAGUGGUAGACAGUACUGCAAUGUGCCCAUUGAGGACCAACACACAUCAUUGAAUCUGUUAUUAGAGUUUGGAUUACAGAAGGGAACAUUGAGUAGUACUUUGGAUAUGGUCCUACUACUUUUGUCAUUGUGGGACAAAAGAACGCAUAUCAAUGAUAACAGAUCACCGAUGGAAGAUGCCAGUGCACCACUUCUGCCUUUUAUAAGUCGUUUUGCCGGAAUAGCACCAGAAAAAUCAAUUAACUCAAAUAAAAGUGAAAAUGACGAUCGUGCUUGCAGUACAAAAGUAUUCUUGGAUCUGCUUGAGCUGCCAGAAGAUAACACCUAUGAAGUUGAUCUCAGACAAGCUGCUGUUUGUAUAAUGGCUCACUUAGAUAGACUUGCUAGUCCCCACAUUCCACCACUAUCUUUCAAUAAGUCAUCACAAUUUUACAAUGGCCAGAGAGUGUUCGGUUGGGGAUGGUUUUACAGAUUAGUUGGUAAUGGCCCCCAGAAUUGUGAAGCUCUAUCAGAACUGACAGUUAAGCAAAUUCGAUGUUCAGAAAGAGGCAUCUUGAUUCUAACAUGUGCUGGAAAGGUCUAUUACAUGUACUAUACUUCAGAAACGCAGUGUCCUCAAAUUAUCGAAGCUUUGAGAGAUAAGGAAGUAGUAAAGAUAGCAGCAUAUACUGAAGGAAAACACUUCAUGGCCUUGACUGCAGACCAUGAAGUAUAUUCUUGGGGUAAUGGAGAUGGCGGAAGACUUGGUCAUGGAGAUACAUCUUUCAAAGACGAACCCACGCUAAUACAGGCUUUAGAAGCGAAGGAUAUUGUUGAUAUUGAGUGUGGAGCUACGUACAGUGCUGCCAUAUCAGCAAAUGGUCACUUGUAUACUUGGGGUAGAGGUAACUACGGAAGACUGGGGCACGGCACUUUCGACGACUGUCUAGUGCCUACUGUUGUGGCUGCUCUGACUGGACAGCAUAUUGUGAAGGUAGCUUGUGGAUCUGGUGACGCACAUACCUUAUGCGUCAACGCUAGCGGAAAAGUAUACAGCUGGGGCGAUGGAGACUAUGGAAAACUUGGUAGGGGCGGAUCUGAGGGUUCAAAAGUUCCAAGACUGAUAGAGAAGUUACAAAAUGUCGAAAUUAAAGAAGUUUACUGUGGUGUCCAAUUCACUGUUGCCAUUAGUAAAGAGGGCAAAUUAUAUUCAUGGGGAAAGGGAGAAGGUUGGAGGUUAGGACACCCCACGGAAGAACACGUAAGGGUACCUGAAAUAGUUGAAGCAUUGCAAGACAAAAAUGUGGUAUCUGUGUGCCUUGGUACUGCCCAUGUACUGGCACUGACUGACACUGGAGAGGUAUAUGGUUGGGGUAAAAAUGAAAACAGACAAAUUUGUGACAGUACCGAACUGUAUAUUCACACACCAAGACUGAUUGAGCCUUUGAAUGGUCAAAAAAUUAUUGGAAUCUCAUGCGGACCCACUCAGAGCUUUGCAUGGACCGACAUUAAUUCCUUCAAGCCAAAGACGUCCUUGCCUUUUGUUAUUGAUCUCAACGAACAUACUUUUAGGUAUAUUGACCAACUUUUACAAUCGGUAAUAGCAAAUAAUACUCCUUCCACCCAAGAUACGGAAUGCUUAGCAGUAGCUGCUUUGAACUUGUUGCAACUUCAGCUACAUAGUAUCGUAGCUAACCAAAUGGAUCCAAGUAAAAUAGGCCUUCCUCCUUCAAGUAAGCUUUUAGCCAAUUUAAAAGUACAGACUGUCCACCUUGCCAGUGCCUCCAACGUAUUACCUAUGGUCCAAGCGGCAGCUCAAGCAGUUCUGCAAACUGGUUGGUCAGUUUUACUACCAACAGCCAAUGGUAGAGCUGGAGCACUAUCGUCAUUGUUGAUGAAUGCUGAUCUGGAACCCAAAAUGUGCCAUUCUGGGGACAGAUUCAUGAUAGAUCUUCUAGUAUGGAGCCUAAUGGCAGAUGGUGGACUAGAAACUGCUUUGAACGAAGCCCUAGUUGCAGAUAUCUCGGAAUUAGCUAAUGCUGAUAUAAACUAUGAGCAAUCUUCUUCACAUGUGUCUAUUCCUCUUUUAUACCUUAUUAGACAACUUAUGCGCAACAGCAGCACAGUAGCUUUGAAGCAACUGAACUCGAUGAGCAAAUCAUCGCAAAAAUCGUCACCAUCACCAAGCUUGGAGCUGUUGCAACGUUUUCAACGUUUACUAAUUGGAAAGAUUUACUCUGAAAGUAACGACUCUCGAGAUGCAGCAGAAACUUUGCUGGCGAAGUAUUUGAUGUAUUUUACCUACCAUGCAACCGUCAUCUUGGAUUCGGCGUAUGAUGUGGCGCUGCAAGGAUCUCGACAUUUUUAUUGGGUUUUACAAGUUCUGAGGAAGGAUGUUAUAGGUAUUCUUCUGCCGGAACUGAUCGUUAGCCUCAUCUUGCUGGAAAGAGAUCUCCCCAAUUUUUUGACUAUAAUGAAUUGGUUGGCUGUGUUCAAUGAUCUCCUAAGGUCUAUCGACAAGCUAUGCCGACUGAUGCCUGAUAUCGAAGCAUUGGAUGCUGAUGAUACAGCGUGGCCAGGAGUGACGCAGGUGCGACCUUCAAAUGGAACGCAGAAAUCUCACGACGAUCUGCCAUUAAUAAGAAAAGCAGACUUGGAAAAUCAUAAUUUGGACGGGGGAAAGUGGGUGGUCAUCAAUGGAAAGGUGUAUGAUAUCCAGGACUUUAGAUGCGACAACCCGGCAGUCACCGAACACCUGCAAAAGUUACACAGCGGCGCCGGCGAUAAGGAACCAUUCAACCCUCACUUACUUGCUCUGAUGAACAACUACCUAGUGGGCAGCUUUUGCCAAUGGGAGGACGCCUCGGUGGCGAUGGCAGCGACGACUGUUUCCGCGAGCGGUGACGCCAUCUGUCAUGCGGAUGCCGAACCGUUGCAGAUGUGUACGGUGCUGUUGGAUGCGGAGAGGAACCUCGGCUACUUGCUGGGCCUGCAUGCGUUCCAUCUGAGACAGAGCGUGGGCGCUACCGUAGAAGAGGUGGAGGCGGGCAGAUGGCUAGAAGCUGGAUUCUUACGAGGUGGGCCACACGCGGAUCAACCCCCCAGUCCUUACGAAGAAGAAAAAGGAGAUGGUGGAAGAAGCACCAAUUCUACGGCCGAAAAUACUCCAACUGAACCAAGAGCAAAUGUUUCUCAAAGAUCGAUCACAUCUUGUCAAGAACCGAUAGAAAGGGUGAACGCGUUUAUCAGUGCACUCGCUGAGAGUAGAUUAUCUGAUCCUUAUGUGAUUGCUUUCCUUGCCAUAGUUGAACAGUAUUCUAAAGCGAAUAACUUCUUAACCAGAGUUGAUUUUUCUUUUGAACACCCCAUUGAAGAAAUUGGGAGAGUACUUUAUGCUGUCCUAUUGAAACAUUUGGGGCUCGGAUACGUCCUUUUACCAGUAUUAGAAUCAUACGCUACGCAACCCAACGUAAAAAUACCGAAAUCUGUCGCUGAAGUGAUAAAAAAUGUCCACCAAGCAAAAUGGAAACUAAUCAAAACACGACAAGAAGUAAACAAAAGUUACAAGGAACUUUGCAUACCUCUAUUGGAAAAAUGCAGAUUUUUGCUGUACGAAGUGAAACCAGCGAUCAGCUUAGAAACUGAAGCGUUUAAAAAAGUAAACGUUCUCUAUAGAGAGCCUAGAGUGCGUACACUAGUAAGAAAAGUGAUCAAAGACCUGAAAUGUGGCAGGCAUACAUCCGAGAUACAAAAACCUGAAGAUAUCGUGAAUGCUACUAUACAGUCACAAAGCGCUGAAAGGCAAAAGUCGAAUGAAGACAUCAGUAGAGGCGUCAAAAAAGUUAGUUCCGACGGUAAAAUAGCUGACUCGAAAAGUGACACCGACGACGUUAACAAUGAAAUAAAGAACGGAGGACAAAAAGUCACAGUCGAUAUUAAGCCGAAGACCUGUGUAGAACUUUGCGAGGAUUUAAAUGAAAAGCUUGACGUGGAAAAAUCUGACAAUGCGACUAUUCAACAAGACAAAGAGAAGAAAAUCGAAAAUGAAAUGAUGUUGACGAGAAUCCUGACCAAACUUGCUGAGAAAAAAAUGAAGAAAGUCGGUGCUGAGAACAUAGAGAUGAUGCACUCAAUCUUAGAGUUCAUAUUAUACUCAACAUGUGAUGUUGAGUUUCUUAGAAAGAUCAUGUACAUUCAGGUGGAACGAUGCAGGAUACGCAAAGAAGGACUGAAGUUGAUAUCCAGUUUGCUUAAUCAGAAUAAUCUGUUGACGUCCACAAGAUAUUCUAUAAUCAACGGGUAUUUAGGUUUUGCGAAACAAAACGAAUACGCGUGCCAUUGCUUGGAUAGCAUAGAUUUGGUCACUCCGUAUUUAAAAACUGACAUACUUUUGCUGCAACUCAAUGUUACUGAAUGGUGCAUUGAAACGUUGAGAAACUACAUUCUGAAAGACGCGCCCAGCAAGCCGCUUAAGUCAAAGGGAACUAAUAACAAGGUCAGCUUGAAUUUAGGUACUUAUACGUUGUUGCGCGAUGUGACAAGAGCAAGGAUGUUAUUAGCAAUACUAGGAGUGCUUGCUUCAAAUCACUAUAAUGCAUCUGAGUUGAACCCGUUAGUAAGUAGCGGAGUGAUUAGCUCGGUUUUGGCACUAUUAAAGCAAGCUGGAAGUGACCAGAGCAUUGUAAGGAAAGUGUCAGAAUUUUACGUACUGUACGCGGAUAUGAUAGAGAACAACAAGCCAAAGACCAAUUAUUUGAGUGGUCCAGAACUUGCCAGUCUUUUGAAGUUGGGAACUAGAGUGGUGAGAGGAGCUGACUGGAAAUGGGGAGAUCAGGAUGGGAACCUGCCUGGAGAAGGUAGAGUUAUUGGAGAACUUGGUGAUGAUGGAUGGGUUCGUGUAGAAUGGGCAAACGGAACUACCAAUAGCUACAGAAUGGGAAUUGAAGGAAAAUAUGACCUCACUCUUGCAUCUCCACCAUCUCCUGUAUCUUCAGAUUCUGAAACUGAGGAGCCCAAUGAACAUGCCUCCCAUCACCUGGUGAAAGACAACCAGUUGAUCCGUCUGCUCCGCGACGCGAGCAUCAACUUCCUGCGCAACAUGUCGGUCAGCGCCGAUCUAGCCAAAGACCCCCUACACCCCAACACUCUCCAUGGUUUAGGCAGCCUGUUUUGCGCGGCCCUCACUGGCGGCGCUGGGGCCGAAUGGGCUAACCUGACGUUGGCGCGAGCCAUCUGUCGCACCAGGCAGAUGUGCCGGGCAUUCAGCACCAAGCCUUGGAUACGUAUGCUGCUGGGGUUCUUGCAACCGCCUGCUGGGAAUGCGGGGAGCAAUGAGAUCGAUCUGCCUAAGCAGAUCUUAACAAUACGUUUACUGCAAACAGUCCUCCAGUCCUGGGAUAUGGACAAUCCAGAUAUACCACCACUCCUUGAGAAGCUUCUUAACAUCCUCGGAAAAAUCAUCCUGACAUGCUCCUAUGACACUGGCAACAAACGAGCGGCAACGAGCAAAUCAUUGGUACUUCUAACACAAUCGCAUAGCAGUACCAUAGCUCAGGAAAUCAUAAACCUGCUUAGGACCUUGCACAAUCUACUUGGUUGGAAUCAGGUACUAAACGCCAUCUUGGUGCAAAAACUGAACACAGAAGCAUACUACUUGAGCGACGCCUAUAUGAGUUCAUCAUUCAAUGAUGUCACUUCCGAUCAACAGCAGUACAUGGUAGUAGCAUGCUUAAAUGUGAUCGGUGCAUGGGAUAUCAGACCAAGAAUAGGCGCCAUAGCGGAAACAGACAAUGUUCAAGGGACUGUGGUCAGAGUGACACCCAAAGGAAAACUAUGUGCUCAACUGCAUGGGACUGGAGAGAUCAAGAAAAUUCCUAUAGGCAACCUUAAAUUAUUGGACAACAUGGAGUUUAACUUUGAUAAAAUGGUGUUAAACGAGAAUUUUGUGAAGACUUGGGCUAGUCUGUUGAUGAUCAGGCAGACCUUAGGGGCAUAUGAUAGGAAAAGUUACAAUGGUCAAGUCAACUUAUCUCAGUUACGAACCCAGCAACACAUAUUGUAUUCUCUAAAUGCCUCAAGAGUAUUACAUACAAACCAGCAUAGACUGCGUAAGGUACUCAGGCACCCAGUGACAGGAAUGGAUCAAUCUCAAGAGCAGCAAUCGAUUGAGGAGGAACUGAAUCAACAACCAGUGUUGUUGGUUCAAAAAUUACUAGCCAGGGCUACUCAACCCAGUCCAUUGAGGCCUGGCUUCGAUUUGCAGCAGAUGCAGCUAGCUGCUCUCAAUUUGAGCCAAUAUUUGGCCGCCCAGGGAAGCUUUGAGCCGCAGAGUAAUAUCAGUAAUGAGAAGGCGUUACCGAAGAGUGAAGCAAGGUGUAAUAGCGAAAUAGCUACUCCAAACAGUGAAUGCUCGAUAAAAAGUGUUGUCAGUGAGAAAACAAAUAAACGGAGGGAGCUGGAAGAUGAAACGCCUAUGCAUCCUAUGGUGAGCCAGAUUGUUGAAAUGGGAUUCACAAAGAAGGCUGUUGAAAUUGCCAUCAAAUCUCUAGCAAUUGGCGCAGAUAGCCUCACAACCCCAGAAUCAGUUGUUUCAUGGCUGUUAGAACAUCCAGAAGUAGCUGCUGAAGGAGAUGCAGAUUCUGUCAGUUCAGUGUAUGACUCUGAUACCGAAUCUGCGUCGUACGAUGGUGCCCACGGUGCUGUAGCUUUUGAAGAUAGACCUCAGACUUACUGUAGAAGAUCUCAGUUUCUAUCGAAUGACGAAUACGCGAUGUACGUGAGGGAUAAUGUUGAAGUUGGAAUGCUGGUUAGGUGUUGCAAAAGUUACGAGGAGGUACAGUUAGGAGAUGUAGGAAAAGUUGUGAAAAUUGAUAGAGAGGGUUUGCAUGAUCUUAAUCUUCAGGUAAAUUGGCAACAUAAAGUAAGCACUUACUGGGUAAGAUUUAUCCAUGUAGAGCUUCUUGGCUUCCCACCAUCUUUACCGACACCAUCAACGAUUAAAAUUGGAGAUAAGGUGCGAGUGAAACCUAACGUUAUAACACCAAGAUAUAAAUGGGGUUAUGUAACACAUGAUAGUGUUGGGGUGGUCACAGCAAUAUCUCCUAACGGUCAUGAUUUGACAGUAAACUUCCCAAAACAGCAGAAUUGGACAGGGUUGAUAUCUGAAAUGGAAAUAGUGCCGUUUUGUCAUGAAGGCGUUUCAUGCAAUGGUUGCUGCGUCAUGCCAAUCAGAGGACCUCGAUUUAAAUGCAAGACAUGUGAUAAUUUUGAUUUAUGUGAUAAUUGCUUUUACACUAAGAGAAACCAUAGACAUUCAUUUUCAAGAAUUGACGAACCAGGUGCACCUGAAGUAUAUGCAGGAAAAGCCGGUAGAUACUACAGACAAGAUACAGUUGAUAGUGAUGGAGAGGUAUUGACAGAAUGGGGAAGGAUAGUCAAAAAUAUAGCUGUUUCUUCAAAGUAUGCAGUAAGAUUCGAAAUACCUUGUUAUGUGUGGCAGAGUUGCGGUACACAAGGAAAGCACUGGAUAAGGCUGGAAAUAUAUCCGGAUGUUAUAAUAAAAUCUUUGAAAAUCGGGGUAGAUCCGGCGGAUAAUAGCUACAUGCCAUCUGUAAUAGUUGUGAAUGGAGGACCGUCGUUUAAUUCAUUGACAGAACUCAACGUAAUCAAUGUGAAAAGUCACGAUACUUCUGUGCAACUCAUUUCCAAUUUAGACAAGUAUUAUCCUGUAAUAGAAAUAAAUAUAAUAAAGUGCAAGAACAACGGAAUCGACUGCAAAAUUCAUGGUAUGUCGAUCGUUGGUAAAAAGAAGCAGUCGUAUGGUGAGCUCAAGACGUCCGUAUCUUUUCUUGCCAAUGACUGGGAUUUGAGUCAAGAGGCUACAUCUGGACCUUCCAUGAUAUCGAUGAGUCAAGAUGUUGGUGAUUAUCCUACCACAACGUCAAAUGGAUGUAAAGUGUAUGUUUGGGGUCUGAAUGAUAAGGAUCAAUUAGGUGGUAUGAAAGGUUCUAAAGUCAAAUUACCAGUUUUUUCUGAAACCCUAAGUCAGCUAAGACCCAUACAUAUUGCUGGAGGUUCCAAGUCGUUGUUUAUCGUCUCUCAGGAGGGCAAGUUGUAUGCUUGCGGUGAAGGAACAAAUGGCCGUUUAGGCUUAGGACAUAAUAAUAAUGUCCAAAGUCCAAGGCCGAUACCAUUUUUGAGCCAGUACGUGAUCAAGAAGGUAGCCGUGCAUUCGGGCGGGAAACAUGCUAUGGCCCUAACGUUAGAUGGAAAGGUAUUUUCAUGGGGAGAAGGCGAAGAUGGAAAGUUGGGCCAUGGAAAUCGGUUGAAUUUGGAUAAACCAAAGAUGAUAGAAACGCUGAAAAGUAAGAAGAUCAGAGACAUUGCAUGCGGUAGUUCACAUUCAGCAGCUAUAACUAGCAGUGGAGAACUAUUCACAUGGGGCCUAGGUGAAUAUGGAAGGUUAGGUCAUGGAGACAAUGUAACUCAAUUGAAACCUAAGUUGGUGAAGUCAUUAUUGGGUAAGCGCGUGAUCCAAGUAGCUUGCGGUUCUCGAGAUGCCCAGACAUUGGCGCUGACGGAUGAUGGUCAAGUCUUCUCUUGGGGUGACGGCGAUUUCGGAAAACUUGGCCGAGGCGGUAGCGAUGGCUGUGACGUGCCGCGUUGUGUCGAACGGCUCACUUCACUAGGUGUUGUGCAAGUGGAAUGCGGAGCGCAAUUUUCGCUAGCCCUCAACAGAGCUGGUGAAGUGUGGACGUGGGGCAAAGGAGAUUAUUUUAGACUGGGUCAUGGUUCAGAUCAACAUGUUCGAAAACCAACCUUGGUCGAGGCGCUCAGAGACAAAAAAGUGAUACAUGUAGCUGUGGGAGCAUUGCAUUGCUUAGCUGUUACUGAAAGUGGACAAGUAUAUGCAUGGGGCGAUAAUGACCAUGGGCAGCAAGGUAAUGGAUCAACUGUGGUAAAUCGAAAACCGGCCUUAGUCCACGGAUUGGAAGAUGUUCAUAUCAACAGAGUGGCAUGUGGUAGUUCACAUUCCAUAGCGUGGACGUUACAGGACAUUCAGACCGUAUCUAAAGUAGAACCUGUGAUAUUUCCUGUUGCUAAAGACCCGCUUGGAUCCUCGAUACUAGGACUUUAUGAUAGUGAAAAGCCCCAGAAGACUCCAGCAAAUAAAAAUGCCCCAACAUUAAGCAGUAUUGUUAUGUCUCUAGAGAGCAACACAGCUAAACAACAAGCUUUGCAUCAUAUUUUAAACGCUAUGCAUAUUCAUCAGUUGAGGCAAGCUAUCGUGAAAGCUUUAUCAAGUCAUACUAAUGUGAAAAAUGCUGGUUCUAAGAAUGGUGGAUCAGACACACCAAUGGAACGUUCACUAGUGAAUGUCACUUUGACGAAAGAUGGAGAGAUUGCGUUUGGAGGUGGAGAAGCUCCUGUUUCUAUGGCAGAAGUAGCAGCAUUAAAUAGUCCCGACUCUCCCUCAACCGAACUACCCCCACCAGUCCAACAACCGCCCCCACCAAGUGCCGCCUCCGCCGUUGCAACCAUGGCCCAGUCGAUGACGGCAAGCAGCUGUUCAGCGAGCCUGUCUUCCCGCCAUUCGCGCGUCUCCACCACGGGCGCAAUGUCUGCGAUUGCAGCGACACUUACUUCUAACGCCGAAGUGGUAGGGGACGGCGCCACCUCCAUGCCGCCUCCGGAUGACUUUGCGGUUUUGCUGGGAGAGAAUGAUGCUCGGUUGUUGGUGGAUCUGCUAAAGCUGGCCUGCGCUGAUAGGGUCGAGGAUGAAGAGGCUAGGGGGAUACUGUCGAACGUGCUGAUAACUAUGGGAAGUUCGAAUUCAGCAAUAGGUGCCAUGUUACUGGAAAUAUGUGUCACUGAAUUGGAAGAUACAGCAAAUAGUACCCAGACGAUGAUUACUACACCUCACCCCAUCGUACAAGAGUCCAGCCACCCUUAUGUGGAUGACGUCACUCUAAAGGGUGAGAUAUUUUGGCAAAUAUUUCAUAGGUAACUUAGAGCAAACGGAAAAACGACUUGAUCUGCUGUCAGGUGGGAUGGAGGCUUUUCACUCGAGGCAGUACAGUUCUGCUAUGUGACGUCACGUUCGCCUUCCUGGUGCUGAUGCGCUGCGCGUAGAAUUUGACAGGCGCUGCUCAACAGAACGUCGUCAUGAUCCCUUACAGAUCAUGGAUGGAAGCGGUAGAAUCAUAGCAACGCGUUCUGGGCGAGAAUGGAGCGAUUGGUCUUCGGAGCUUCGAGUGCCAGGCGAUGAACUCCGAUGGACAUUCACCUCGGACAGCUCAGUGAACGGUUGGGGUUGGCGCUUCACAGUGUAUCCUGUAGCAUCCGCCAGAGGCGCUGGUGCGUGCGGUACCGCUGCGGGCAGCGAUCGUCGAGUACUCAGCCAGCCUUCCAUGGAGAUGGUGAUGUGCCUGCUGGAUAAGCGGUUGUACGCGGCGGCCGACAGACCGUUGAUGGCUAGACUGGCUGCUGCGCUAGCGCAGUGUUCACAGCUCAGCUUUUUGUCCGCAAGUCAACGAAUGUGGGCUCUUCAAAGACUCCAUUGCCUACUGGUUGGGGAAGAUGCCAAAGCAGAUGCUGUUGCUUCUCAACUACAGGAGCUUAAAGCUCCAGACAGUGCUUUGGGAUCACUCCUUGAAGAACUACCACAAGCCCUGCUUCGACAGUAUGAAUACGAAGAUGGUUCUGUUAGAGCUGGUUUGCAUCUGAUGCAUUCAGACUUCUUCAAGGUUUUAGUAGCAUUGGCGUGCGAUCUCGAACUAGACAAGCUACCUACAUUAUGUGACAGCCACAAGUGGUCGUGGUUCAGGAGAUACUGCCACGCAUCUAGGGUAGCUAAAGCCUUGGUACACCGAACUCCGCUGCCUAUGUCGUUCUGCAUGGAAGUACGCAAAAAGUUGAACGCAGGAGAACAGUAUCAUGACGACGACGAUGAAUAUUUUGAACAUGAAAGGCAUACGAUCUUCAGAAAAGAACACGAUGAGCAAUUGCUGAUUUGGCUGAACAGGCGCCCUGAAGACUGGACUUUAUCAUGGGCUGGUUCGGGUACUAUUUAUGGUUGGGGUCACAAUCAUAGAGGACAGUUGGGAGGUGUGGAGGGCGCUAAAGUGAAAACUCCGACUGCUUGCGAAGCCCUGUCGACACUCAGGCCUGUCCAACUUGCUGGUGGCGAACAGACGCUCUUCGCUGUUACUGCUGAUGGAAAGGUGUAUGCCACAGGUUAUGGAGCAGGAGGAAGAUUGGGCAUAGGCGGUACAGAUUCUGUGUUAGUUCCAACUCUACUGGAAUCCAUCCAGCAGGUGUUUAUCAAAAAAGUAGCUGUAAACUCUGGCGGAAAACAUUGCCUGGCCUUAUCAUCUGACAGUGACGUUUAUUCUUGGGGUGAAGGAGAUGAUGGCAAGUUGGGUCAUGGCAACAGACAAUCAUAUGAAACGCCAAAAUUGAUAGAGGCUCUUCAAGGAUAUGAGAUCGUAGAUAUCGCGUGUGGAGGUGCUCAUUCUGCAGCAAUAACUGCCUCUGGAGAUUUGUACACGUGGGGUAAAGGUAGAUACGGUCGGCUAGGACAUGGAGAUAGUGAAGAUCAGCUAAAACCAAAACUGGUGGAAGCGUUACUAGGCUACAAAGUAAUAGACGUGGCUUGUGGCUCCGGCGAUGCUCAAACAUUGUGUAUCACAGAUGAUGACAACGUGUGGUCUUGGGGCGAUGGAGAUUACGGCAAGUUGGGCAGAGGUGGAUCUGAUGGCUGUAAAAUACCGAUGAAGAUCGAAACGCUUGCGGGUCUUGGAGUGAUUAAAGUAGAAUGUGGAUCGCAAUUCAGCGUUGCGCUUACGCGGUCCGGCAGUGUCUAUACCUGGGGUAAAGGUGACUAUCACCGCCUAGGUCACGGUUCAGGUGAUCAUGUACGUAGACCUAAAAAAGUUGCAGCUUUACAAGGCAAGAAGAUUGUUAGCAUAGCCACCGGUUCUCUACACUGCGUCGCAUGCUCGGACGAAGGUGAAGUAUUCACGUGGGGAGAUAAUGAUGAAGGUCAACUAGGAGAUGGUACAACAAAUGCUAUACAGAGGCCGAGACUUGUUACGCAUCUGCAGGCGAACGCAAAGAAAAUCACAAGCGUCGCAUGUGGCUCCGCCCACACACUCGCAUGGUCGACUUCCCAAGCUGGCGGCGCUGGCGCGGGCGGCCGUUUACCUCCCACCCCUCCUUUGGAGUACGACCUGCUGCGGGACGUGCCCGCGAGAGCGCUGCACGGGCGAUUGCUGUUGCUUCACCAUUUCGCCGAAUUGGUAUGCCCUUGCAUCACGAUGUUCCCCAUCUCGGGUCUGGACAGUCUGCACGAGCUCAGGAGUAUAUUGGUGUACGGUAUCAAGGAGGCGACGUUUAGGAAGGUCGUGCAGGCUACCAUGGUAAGAGACAAGCACCACGGUCCUGUGAUUGAAUUAAACCGGCUACAAGUGAAACGCUCCAGGUCAAGAGGAGGAUUAGCAGGCGUCGAUGGCAUGAAAUCAGUAUUUGGCCAGAUGGUUUCCAAACUUCCUUUACUCACUUCUGAAACUCUUGCACUGCCUCAUCGAGUUUGGAAGGUGGAAUUUGUAGGUGAAAGCGUUGACGAUUGCGGAGGAGGCUACAGCGAAUCGAUCGCUGAAAUGUGCGACGAACUGCAAAACGGAUCAUUGCCUUUACUCAUACCCACACCGAACGGCAGGGAUGAAUCGGGAGCCAAUAGGGACUGCUUUAUCUUAAACCCUAGAGCCAAUAGCUGCUUGCAUUUGAAUAUGUUCAGGUUUCUGGGAGUACUGAUGGGGAUUGCAAUACGAACAGGGUCGCCUUUGAGUUUGAGCUUGGCAGAACCAGUUUGGAAGCAACUUUCAGGCAUGGAACUGACCCCAGCAGAUUUGACGGAAAUAGAUAGGGAAUACGUACCGGGACUGCUGUGCAUACGAGAUGCCGCACCUGAAGAACAAUUGUUCCAAAAUUUGGAAAUGCCGUUCUCGACACCCUCAGCUAGUGGAAUAGAUGUGCCUCUUAGUACUAGAUACAAGCGCAUCACUUACGAAAACCGGGUAGAAUAUGUUAGACUUGCAUUAAAUUUCAGAUUACAUGAAUUCGACGAACAAGUCAAAGCCGUAAGAGAUGGAAUGUCGCGAGUUGUUCCAGUUCCGCUUUUGUCUCUAUUCAGCGGUUAUGAGCUAGAAACGAUGGUUUGCGGUUCACCAGAUAUUCCACUGUCAUUACUAAAGUCCGUUGCAACAUAUAAAGGUAUUGACUACACUGCUCCACUCAUCCAGUGGUUCUGGGAAGUGAUGGAAGAGUUCACGAAUCAAGAACGAUCUUUAUUUCUGCGCUUUGUGUGGGGAAGGACGAGACUGCCAAGAACUAUAGCCGAUUUUAGAGGACGAGAUUUUGUCAUACAGAUUCUUGAUAAAUAUUCACCUCCCGAUCAUUUUCUGCCAGAAAGCUAUACCUGUUUCUUUUUGCUUAAGAUGCCUAGGUACUCUUGCAAGCAUGUACUGCAGCAGAAGCUGAAGUACGCCAUCCACUUCUGCAAAUCGAUCGACAAGGACGAGUACGCCCGAGUGGCGAUGGCAGGCGACCUGGCUGUUAGUUCUAGUUCUGACGCUGAAAGCGAUCCAGAAAUGGAUAGCAGCACUUAAAUGCCUACGACGUUUUUACGUACGCGUUGUCAACUUGUGUCAUGCCUUCACGCUACUUGUUGUUUCGUUGUUAUUAUAUCUUGUAUUGCUCAAUAAAGCGGAGCCUUCAAUGCGAUUGAGUGAUUAUAAUGAAUUACCUGGAGGAAUGUGGCAGUUCCAGUAUCGCAUAUACAUAUAUUUGUCUGCAUGUUACUUUGGGUCAGCUAUAUUUCAUAUCCUUUUGUAAAUCACAAAUUGAUUCAUUGAGGAAUUCUGAUACACUUGUAAUGAACAUAAGUUGUGAUCAUCACCAUCAAUCGUCUUCACUAUUUUUUAAUGUGUACUGUCUACAAAAUAUGUCCAUUCUGUCUGCUAUAGUUAUUUUUUUCUGUCACUAUCCCCCACUCAUCUUCGAAAUGCAUUUUAGUCCCUGUGAAACAUAUUAGUCGAAAGCUUAAUGGGAAAGCAAUGUUUCAUUUUUUAUAAGUUAAAAAAAGAUUUACACGUUUUUGUUAUCGAGCCACAUUUUUUCCAAAGCUGCUAGUUUUUGCUGUUGUUGGUAUUAAGAUUAACAUAUUGCACUUGAAGAUACUUAUCCAAGCCAAUUGACAACCAUGCCUGCGUGUAAAGUGUACGUACCGUGGCGCGGCGAACAACUUAUGCAUACAAGUUUGCUGUCGGUCGCAACGAGUCGGUCGCGGUCUUUAGGCGGCAGUGUUGUCACCUCUCGGACUGUAGCCGCAGGUCGUGGAAUUUCCUUUUCCGUCAAUGUCAAAUUCUGAGAAUAUGAUAUUCGAUUACGUUAAAAUUUGGCCUCGUAAUGUGUACGAGAGAGAAACGCGAGAAGCGUGCAAUAUGUAUGUUAGAAAUGGUGCGCCGGUGGCGACACGGCAAGCCUCGUCACUCGGGUUGCUAGGCAGCGAGGUGCCCCUAUCUCUUUCUAACACACGUAUUGCACGCUUCUCUCUCGUAAACAUUACGACGUCAGUGGUAUAUGGAAUAAUUACGAAGGCUGAGGGGUGGUCUUUCCUUGGAAGGUAGAUGUCAUGUUUAAGGAUAAAAAAAUUUAUUUGGCAGAAACAUGGAAUCAGUUUUUACGACAAUAUGGCUGUGACGAUGGAAAUUGUAAGGAAACGUCCAAGUACAGUAUAUAGACUAUGGUGAAUGGUAUUCAGCAGUUAUAAAUUUUAGAAUAUUGACCAGUUAUGUGCAAAAUUAGUUUUACUCAUCAAUUGAUCAUUACUGGCCCACUUAAUUUUAUGGUUUUACUGGAACUGUCAUGUUUAACGCGUUUGGUAUUUUGUUAUUUAGUAGUACUAUUUAGUCCAUUAAAACAUCAACAAUACUUAUUUGUAUAAUAUAUAUUAUUUUAUAUUCUUUAAAAUUUAGGUAUUAGUUUGUUUUAAUUUCUG